Eupeodes corollae is the source of this 2601-nucleotide messenger RNA. It is a transcript of the gene JhI-21, whose product is annotated as large neutral amino acids transporter small subunit 1. NCBI's taxonomy places the organism in Eukaryota, Metazoa, Arthropoda, Insecta, Diptera, Syrphidae. Bases 600 to 2153 code for a protein of 517 amino acids. Gene Ontology annotation, biological process: amino acid transmembrane transport. The transcript has 7 exons. The record is from RefSeq and is a predicted model, not a curated record. Gene Ontology annotation, molecular function: L-amino acid transmembrane transporter activity. Gene Ontology annotation, cellular component: membrane.
AAUUUAGUAACAUCGCGACUGUUUUAAGGGCAAGUACGCACAGUUUCAUAUCCAUCCACAUUAUUUUUGAACAAUCAUAUCUUGAUCAUUUGACAAUUUAUUUUGAUGUUUAAAAAGGAACCUUCAUCCUGCGUUUAAAGGUACACAAUGAGGAUAUCGGGAAGGUCAACGAUUUGCCAUCGCCAAAUUCGGUUGUUAAACAAGUUUUUGAUACAAAACUAAAAUCGAAAUUCUUUCGAUCAAAUUCGUGUUCGUGUAAAGUGAAUUUAUUCCUUCUUUUAUUAUUUUUUCGUGGCUUUUUUGGCGCACAUUUGCCAACAAGACUAAUUUUAAACCAAAGUGUGUUAUUGCAUCAGCAAAAGAAGUUCUUUCUAUACAAAACAAAAAAUUAUUUAAAAUUUUAAAGUGAAUCCGCACCUUUUUUCGUGUGCCAAUUAUUAUUGUUUUUGAGGAAAGCCUAAUUAACCAUAAUUGACAACAAAAAAUUAAUAAAAGCAAUUUUGUGAGUAGCGUGAGUCGUUGACGUUAAAUUUCAAAAUCGUGUUAAAGUGUUUUAUAAGCUUUAAUAAGUGACAUUUAAAAUAAAACCCACACUUGUAAUGCCUCGUCAAGUAGAUAACAACGUGGAGGCAGUCCCUCUGUCGGCUGGCAUAAAUGGUGCCGCAAGCAAUGCAUUUAGUGAAAGCGCUACAAUGAUGAAGGAAUCCCCGUCAAGUGCCAACGCCACCACUGCCGAUGAUGACGAACCAACUGAUAAGAUUGUACUCAAACGCAAGUUGACCUUGAUAAAUGGUGUUGCUAUCAUUGUCGGGACAAUUAUUGGUUCCGGAAUUUUUAUAUCACCUACUGGAGUCUUCUUUUAUACAGAGUCAGUUGGAACUUCACUUGUAGUGUGGUCACUAUGCGGAAUACUCUCAACAAUAGGUGCUUUAUGUUACGCUGAACUAGGUACUAGCAUCACAAGAUCCGGUGGUGAUUAUGCUUAUUUGUUGGUUGCGUUUGGUCCGUUGGUUGGAUUUUUACGACUUUGGAUUGCGUUGUUAAUUAUUCGACCUACAACACAGACAAUAGUUGCUUUGACAUUUGCCCAAUAUGCAGCCAAACCGUUUUUUGAAGACUGUUCUCCACCUGAAUCGGCGGUGAAAAUUUUAGCUGGCAUUUGUUUAUGUUUCCUAACUGCCAUAAAUUGUCUCUCUGUAAAGUGGUCAAUGAAAAUUCAGGAUGUUUUCACAGCUGGAAAACUUAUCGCUUUGGUGAUGAUUAUUUUGGCUGGAUUAUAUUCAAUGGCAAUGGGAAAAAUGGAUAAUUUCCAAGAUUUAUGGACUGGACAGUAUGGUGCGGCGAAUAUUGGAUUUGCUUUUUACUCGGGAUUGUUUGCAUUUGGCGGUUGGAAUUACUUGAAUUUUGUUACGGAAGAACUUCAAGAUCCGUACAAAAACUUGCCUCGUGCAAUCUGGAUAGCUAUGCCACUUGUCACGGGAAUUUAUGUCCUUGUGAAUCUAGCUUACUUUGCUGUCGUCUCAAAGACUGAAAUGUUGAGUUCCUUCGCAGUGGCUGUGACUUUUGGCAAUCACGUUUUUGGACCGUUUGCUUUUAUGGUACCAAUAUUUGUGGCCUUGAGCACAUUUGGAGGUGUCAAUGGAGUGUUGUUUACAUCGGCGAGAUUAUUUGCAACAGGUGCUCAAGAGGGACAUUUGCCGAAGUUUUUCUCUUUGUUCCAUACCAAGCAACAGACACCGAUUCCGUCCUUGAUUUUUUCGUGUUGUAUGUCCUUGGUUAUGCUCCUUACAGCAAAUGUUUACAUACUCAUUAACUAUAUUAGCCAAAUUCUUUGGCUAUCAGUAGCUGCAAGUAUCAUUGGACUCUUGUGGAUGCGAAAGACUAAGCCUGAUCUUCCAAGACCUAUUAAGGUCCAUUUGGCACUGCCAAUCAUCUUUGUCGUAUGCUGUAUCAUACUCGUCCUUAUGCCAAGUUUUUCAGAGCCAAUGAAUCUAAUCGUUGGUAUUUCAAUCACCUUAGCUGGAAUUCCAUUCUACUAUGCCUGCAUCAAAUGGAAGAACAAGCCCAAAAUCUAUGGAAUGCUUUCGAAGGGAAUGGUCACUUUUUGUCAAGCUAUGUUCAAUACGGUUUUCAUUGAUAGUCCAAGUUCAUAAGUUGAAAAAAAUAAUAACUAUACUUACAUGUUAAUUGUUUAUGUACAAAAUAAUCGGGACCAUCUAAAACUCAUAUAAAUGUUAAUGGCACGAUAAAGUGUGCCCAUACUUCCUCCAUUCAUUCCAAGGAUAUUUUAAAAAUCAAAAGAAAACAGAAUUUGGUUUAAUUUUUAUUUAAGUUUAUUUUAAAUUCGAAUUUAAAAAUUUGGCUUUAUGUACUCUUAAGUGUACUUAUGUUAAAUAUAAGUAUAAUAAAUAAUGUCUAAAUAAUUAAAUUAUAAUUAAAAAUAAAUACAAGUAUUUUUAGUUUUAAGAAUUUAAUUUAAAAAUAUUUGCUUUAUUUUAAAAUUCUAUAAAUUUAAGUUGCAUUAAUUUUUUACAUAUGUUUUAAUGACAUAAAUAGGGAAUGUAUGUUUGUUGUGAAUAAAAACUAAAUGCUUACAUACAA